CUGCCCGCUUUCCAAGACGGCGGCAUGUUGUUGCAUUGACGUCAAAAAGGAGCGUGCUGGAUGUAUAAAACCCCGCAGACCUCUGGAGCCGCGGCUCACAGGACUUUCCAGAAUCAGACCAGACAUCUCUGAAAAGUUCAGCUGCAUCAACUGACGAAAAUCAAGACAUGAAGCCGGUCCCCCUCCUGCUGCUCCUCUCCUCGGUCCUCCUCUGGUCACACCCCCGCCCCGCCGCCGGCAGACCGCGCUCUCUCCCCGGCUGGCUGGAUGGCACCAGCCGCCUCCAGACACAGCAGGUGGACGAUGUUCUUCUCAGGGCGGCCACGGAAGGCGCCGCCUCUGGUCUGGUGGGCGACCACCUGCUGCGGCUGCUCCAGCGGAGGGACCCGGACCGCCUCCACCUGCUGCUGCCGGAAGUUGACGGCGAGGAGGAAGAGGAGGAGGAAGAGGCGCUGAGGACCGCGGCGCAGCUGCUGAAGCGCAGCGAGGAGCCGCCGCUGUCCAUCGACCUGACCUUCCACCUGCUGAGGAAUAUGAUCCAGAUGGCCAAGAUGGAGAGCCAGCGGGAGCAGGCUCAGCUCAACCGCAAGGUGCUCGACGAGGUGGGAAAGUGAAGCUUGCCGGGGAUUCCUCCAUGGCAGAAUCCAAAACCUGAGAUGAUGCGCCUGCCUUCCCCACUGGCAACAUUUUACGCACACGGUGCCAUUUUACUCAUGUGUUUUUUGUUUGUUUUCAUUCAAGAACAGUGACGGAAAACACUGAACAGGACUUCUCAGAACCCCUCAUUCCCGUCAAUCCCCGCUAAACUGAACUGUAGUGGAUCUGCGUAUAAAGUGGAAAACCUCCGACGACCUUCUGUUUGUUUUUAAUAUUGUCAUUUGGAAAUCGGCUGUUCUUUUAAUCCGCGCCUAAAACAAACAGCGGAUUGAUAAAUGAGGGUGUGAAUGGUACCAGAAAUAGUUCCAAGACAGACAGGAACUGUUCUUAUUUCUGUCCAAACAAAAAUGUCUGGGAAAGAUGAACAUUUCAGAAAAUUACUAAAUAAAAUUAAGAAACAUAAAUACUUUUAACUCAUUUAAAUGAAACCACUUCUGAUUAGGGAUGAAACUAUUAAUCGUGUUGAAUCUAUUAUUGGAAUAACUGUCAACGGAUCAAUUAAUCGUUAAUUGGAGUAGAUUAUUUGCUUCAGAACAGUAAUCAAACCAAAACUGUAUAAAAUAUAAAUAAAUUUUGCUUUAAAGGUGAAAACA
This is a messenger RNA of Xiphophorus couchianus (Monterrey platyfish), 1250 nucleotides long. It is a transcript of the gene ucn1, whose product is annotated as urotensin 1. The record is from RefSeq and is a predicted model, not a curated record. Lineage: Eukaryota; Metazoa; Chordata; Actinopteri; Cyprinodontiformes; Poeciliidae. The transcript is spliced from 2 exons. Bases 168 to 614 code for a protein of 148 amino acids. Gene Ontology annotation, cellular component: extracellular region. Gene Ontology annotation, molecular function: hormone activity.